Messenger RNA from Penicillium crustosum, 858 nucleotides. RefSeq lists its product as uncharacterized. The record is from RefSeq and is a predicted model, not a curated record. Gene Ontology annotation, molecular function: iron ion binding; monooxygenase activity; oxidoreductase activity, acting on paired donors, with incorporation or reduction of molecular oxygen. The coding region runs from base 1 to 858 and encodes 285 amino acids. The transcript has a single exon. Lineage: Eukaryota; Fungi; Ascomycota; Eurotiomycetes; Eurotiales; Aspergillaceae.
AUGAAAAUUAUCACAAAAGGGAUAAACGCUGCUAACGAUAGCCCACGAACUAUAAUUCGGUCUGCCAUUGAAGAGUAUGCUGGCGAGCGUGGAGUCGAAGAAACAACCACUAAUAACCCAGAUGAAGCCUUCAUCGAACAGGUCUUCUACCAACUGAUGAUAUUUUUCUUUGGUGGUGAUGAUGCAUUGUCCAUCACAAUUCCCCGUGUAUUCAGACAACUUCAGUUAAACCCCGAGUGUGUCGCGAAGUUACAAGCCGAAGAUGACGCUAUUCUUGGCUCUGAUCCAAGCCUUGCUGCAGAGAAGAUCCGGGAAUCGCCCCAUAUCCUGGACUCGUUACAGUAUACGCUGGGAGUGAUCAAGGAGACACUGCGCAUGAAUCCAGCAACAAUCACAAUCCGGGAAGGUCAGCCUUCAUUCAACUUGAAAAUAAACGGCGAGGACGAGCCAUGGCCGACAGACGGAUUCGAUCUCUUUGACAGCUCUAUCACCAUUCAUCAUGAUCCAGCUAACUUUGUCGACCCGCUCAAAUUCAUGCCCGAGCGAUUUUCCGCACUGGAAGGUGACAGGUUGCAUCCGGCGAAGAAUAUAUGGCGUGGGUUCCAGCUUGGGCCUAGGAAAUGUAUCGGGCAGGAACUGGCGGUCGUUGUGCUAAAGUUGGUGUUGGUAUUUACUGUCCGUAGUUUUGACAUUGAGAUGGCUUGGGAUAAGUGGGAUAAGGUGCGGGAAUUUCAGGGCUUGAAAUUGGAUCGCCGGAUUGUUGAGGGUGAACGAAUGUAUACCACUGGAAAAGCGACGUCGCAUCCCAAGGAUGGUGCACCGAUGCACGUACGGAUGCGGACCUCGGCCACGGAAUAA